GAACCACAUAGAGAAUUAAACAAAUCUACGCUGUAGCCAACCACAAUGACUCUAACUAGAAGAUCCCAGGAGAAGGCUAAGGACACUACUAAACCUACUGAGGAAACUGCAGAAGAAACUCCAGAAGAAACUGUUGAGGCAGUAGCUGAAGCAGAGCAGGACACAACAACCACUGACAAUCAGGUUGAAGAUGUUGAAAUGAAAGAAGGGAAAACAGAAGAAGUUGAUGAGCAGAAGGAGGACAAAAACGACCAAAAGAAAGAUGAAUCCAUGGAAGUAGAGGUGAAAGAAGAUGAGGAAACAAAAAAGAACAGACUUGUAGAUCAACUGUACAAAUCUGAGUUCUUAAAAUCUGUAACUGAAACUAUUACCAUAGAGCCUGUUAAGUCACAAAUGCUGAAGAAUGAGGAAUUUAUUGGCCUUUUAUCUAAAGCCAAAGUCCUGAACCUUCAGAUGGAACAUCAAACUGGAACUGUCAAGCUUACUUUUGCCCCCUACCGGGAAUGGAUGGCUUCACGAAUCUUGAAGGGGCUCAACAGACUUCAGAAAGAGGAUGCAAAACUGAACCUAGAGUGCUCCGAAGCUCUUAAGGCUCUGCUAGAGUUGGAAAAAGCUGGGAAACUCAAAGGUGAUACUCGUGAACAGCAAACAUCUAAGUGUCUGUAUGUUACUAACAUACCAAAAGACACAACCGAAGAAACCAUGAAAGCAUUUUUUCCAAAAUGCGUUAAAGUCUUUGUACGUGGUGAAUCAGAAGAAUCUGCUCUAGGAUGGGCUGUUAUGGAGUUCAGCAGUAAAACAGACAUGGAGGAAAGCUUUGAAAGUCAGAAAGAAAUUGAAAUGGGGGAGAGCAAAAUCCCUGUCAGCAAAGUGAAACCUUUCGAGAAGAGAGGCAAAGGUUUUAAAGGCAAAGGAAAGUACCAGAACAAGGGCGGUUUGAAGGGAUCAGGUGACAAAGCCAACCUGUCUGGGUCGGCCAAGACCAAGCCUAUAGCCGCUGGAGGAGACAAGCCCAAAGGAGGAUCUCAACAGUCCAAUGCAUCUAUGAAAGCCAAUGACCUGAAAAGAAAAGCACAAAAUCAAAAGAUGCAGCAGUUCAAUAGCAACCAGAAGAGAAGGAAGCUUGGGGGUGGUCCAAUGAGCGGUCCCAUAGGAUCAUUCCAAUUUGGGAACCGAAACAAUAAGAAUAUGCGAGGUUCUGGAAUGGGGAUGUCAAUUCUGGGCAAUCCAAGAGGAGGAAAUUCAAUGAUGAAUUUGGGAAUUGGGCCCAGUGUACCAAAUAUGAUGGGAAUGGGUGGAAAUAUGGGAGGUAACAUGGGAAACAUGAUGGGUAUGGGUGGUAAUAUGGGUGGUAAUAUGGGCGGUAUGGGUAUGGGACAGAACAUGGGUAUGAUGGGAAACAACAUGGGUGGCAAUAUGUCAUCCUUCAACAAUAUGGGCGGAAAUAUGGGCAAUCAGAAAAACAAGCGCAACAACAAACGAGGAGGAAAUAUGGACAACAGAGGUGGACAAUGGUCAGGAGGUCCAGGUAGACAGCAGGAUGGUCCCUCUGAUGAACUCUCUUCCAAACUGAGCAAUGUGCUAUCCAAACAGAGGAUGGGACAAGACAGUGACUCGGACAUGGUGUCCAUGCUAGAGUCAGCACUAAAGGCAGCUCAGAAACGAAUGUCAAACAAAGACACUAGUCCCAUGGACAGAGACAGAGGUAGAAUGUUGCCGCCCAGCGCUUUCUCUGGUUCAGUGGCUUCCGGCGUCGGUCAGGGGAACAAGAAACAACGCCCAAGACAAAACAAAAAAAAUCAGAACUCAAUGAGUAGCAGGUGGGGAAGUGGGUCAGGAUCAGGAUCGGCAGGAAACUACGGGGAUCACAGUGGAAGCAGUACGACAAGCUUCAUCAGCACCACAGGAGGAAACUACGGCAGCAGAGAUAGCAGUAGUGGAUACGGGGGGUCCAGUUACAACUCCGGGGCAACUUAUGACAGCCCACCAUCUUAUGGAGGAUCAUCUGGAUCAAGCUCGAGCUAUUUCGGAGGAACCUACGGUGGAACAACUGACCAACCCAACACUGGCUCCUCCUACUAUGAUCAAGCGAACAAUUAUGGAACAACACAAAGUUCCUAUAAUGAUACUUCCUCGUAUGCUGCGAAGUCUCCCUCACAAACAUUUGACUACUCACACAGAUCGACCGAUUCCAGCUAUGGUAACUACAGGUCUGGAUACUAUUGAUCAAUGUUAACAGCGACACAUAGGAACUGGAGAGCAGUAGACAUGUUCGUUUCUGUUUGAGGAUGCUUUAUUUCUCCUGUAUUGUGUCAAAGACUUUUCAUAAUAUGUCGUCAUCAAUUUAUGAUUGAUUCAAGAUUAUAGGUUUGUUAAGCAAUGAACACUUUUUACUUCUUGAAUAUGUUUUAAUUUAGAUAAAUGAUUAAUUUUGGAUUAAUUAUAUAGAAAUCAUGACAGUUGAAUUUUGGGCUAGGGUAGUGUGAAUACCAAAAUAGACUUAAAUAAGUUUAUUCAUAAGUGUUACUCUUAAGUUAACUUUGAAAUGUUGGGUUUAUGUACUUGCAUGUUUAUAUCAACUGUUCAUUCAAUAGAUUAAUUGGUGCAGCAUUUUCACGUUUUACAACUUUGUAUUUAGCUGUAAGAGAAUAGUGUCAUUCCAUAGAAAUGGAACGACACAUAAUUUCAAAGAUCCCCCUACAAAGUUUGUGACACUAUUAGCUCUAACAUAUAAAAAGAGGAAGUAAAUGUAACAUGGAGACAAUGUCAUCACUGUUGUUACUACUUUCUGGUCAUAUUUCUUGGUCACUGGUCGUUUUGAUUGAAGUGAUUCAUCAGUCAUUUUGUAUUAUUCAUCCAGUUAAAUAAUCAUUUAUUAUUAUGUUUUACGUAUUGUCAUCUCGUGUUGUAUUUUAAAAGGUAUUUAUGUUAGGUAGAAUAGACCCUGAUCGUAAGGAUUACAGUUGCUAUCCCGUACAUGUGGCAUUACCAGUAGCAUGUUUAAGGUCCUGGUACUACAGUUGAUGGUGUCAGUUAAGCGCAUCCAUAGGUGUUAGCCAAUACAUUGCCAGAUUAUUACAACUGUAAAAUGUGUAACAAAGAACAUUGUCCCAACAUUUGAUACUGUAAUACAAAAGAUAUUCAUCUGUACCAGAUUUCUCCCUUAUGUAUCCUGGAAGCUUUGGUGCUGGUAGGAACGGAGAAUGCAGCAAAUGUUCAUUUUGGAAAAAAAUAUAAUUUUCACCAUUCAUUAUAUACUUUGUGUAUUGACAGACAGCUGGAAUGUAUUUUGUAGCGUCAACUCAUUUUUUAAGAAAUGUUGAAUAAAAAAACGUGAUGUUUAAAUUUGCA
This is a messenger RNA of Mizuhopecten yessoensis (Yesso scallop), 3351 nucleotides long. RefSeq lists its product as uncharacterized. Gene Ontology annotation, molecular function: RNA binding. The coding region runs from base 46 to 2226 and encodes 726 amino acids. The transcript has 15 exons. The record is from RefSeq and is a predicted model, not a curated record. NCBI's taxonomy places the organism in Eukaryota, Metazoa, Mollusca, Bivalvia, Pectinida, Pectinidae.